AGAAUGAGUGACGCAUCUGACACCUUCCCCACGCCCGGCGGCCAGCUGGGGGGCCAGGGCCUCAGAACCCAGAGCGUCCACACCCAGCUGAUGGAGGCCAUGCUGCACUUGAAGCAGACCAUAGAGGAGCACCUCAGGCAGCAGACCCAGAGGUGUGGGCAGCAGGAGCUGGCGCUGGAAGAGCAGGGGCACAGCCAGGCUGCCCCAGAGCAGGAAGCCCUCCUGAGCCAGUUGAUGUGUCAGGUGGUCAGCCUCCUCCAGUCUGGGGCCCCAGGUCUGCCCAGCUCACCCCUGGACUCUGGGGGUGACAUCAGCGCUGAGCAGCAGGUCCCGGACCAAGCCGUCCACCAACUGAGUGAUUUGGAAGCUGCAUUUGUGACCUGUUGUCUUUCCAACCGGGGGAUCGACAUCUCCACGUUGUCUAGCUCCAGCUUGCAGGACUUCAGGGCCUACCUAGAAGACAAAUACCACAAGCACAGGAACCCUUUGGGCUUCAUUAACCUUGGUAUCAGCGAGAACAAACUCUGCAUUGAUCUGAUGAUGGAAAGGUUGAGUCGGAAGGACAUGAACUACAUUGAGGAAUCCCUGCUGCAGUAUUCUGAUUUGAGGGGGCAGCCUUUCCUGCGGAAGGAGGUGGCCCGGUUCCUGACCUAUUACUGCAAGACGCCCAGCCAGCUGGAGCCAGAAAAUGUGGUGGUGCUAAAUGGUUGCUGUGCCGUCUUCUCUGCGCUGUCCAUGGUUCUGUGCGAUCCAGGGGAGGCCUUUCUGACCCCCACGCCUUUCUAUGGUGGCUUCGUCCUUACCUCCAGCCUGUAUUCCAAAGUCGAGCUGAUUCCUGCGCACCUGGACAGUGAGGUCAUGGAUGGGAAGACGCCUCCAUUCCAGCUCACUGUGGGCAAGUUGGAGCAAGCUCUGCUGGAGGCUCAGCUCAAAGGAAAAAAGGUCAGAGGCCUUCUGCUCAUCAACCCUCAGAAUCCCCUGGGUGAUGUCUACUCUCCAGACUCACUGAAAGAAUACCUGGAAUUUGCCAAAAGGUACAACCUACAUGUGAUUAUCGAUGAGAUUUACAUGCUCUCUGUCUUUGAUGAAUCCACCACAUUCCACAGUGUUCUGAGCAUCAAAAGUUUGCCUGACCCUGACAGGACCCACAUGAUCUGGGGCACCAGUAAGGACUUCGGCAUCUCCGGCUUCCGCUUCGGCGUGCUGUACACCCACAACAAGGAGGUGGCCUCUGCCGUGAGCUCCUUCGGCUACCUUCACAGCCUCUCUGGCAUCACCCAGUACAAGUUGUGCCGGCUGCUCCAGGACAGAGAAUGGAUUGACAAAGUGUACCUGCCCACAAACCGCUCCCGGCUAAGGACAUCUCACAGGUAUGUCACCAACAAGUUGCAAGCACUGAAGAUUCCCUUUCUUAAGCGUGGCUCUGGCCUCUAUGUCUGGAUCAGCUUGAAAAAGUACCUGAAUCCGUGCACUUUCGAGGAAGAGUUGCUCCUUCACCGCCGCUUCCUGGACAACAAGUUGAUACUGUCCCGUGGCAAAUCUUACCUGUGUAAGGAGCCUGGCUGGUUCCGCCUCAACUUUGCAGAGAGGCACCUCCAGCUUGCGAUGCGCAGGUUCUGCCAGACGCUGGAGGAGCAGAAGCAGAGCCAGGUGGAGAAACUCCUGGAGGAUGCCCUGAGGGAGUAAGCCCUGAGGGAGUAAGCCCUGAGGGAGUAAGCCCUGAGGGAGUAAGCCCUGAGGGAGUAAGCCCUGAGGGAGUAAGCCCUGAGGGAGUAAGCCGUGGGCUUCCCAGCAGCUGCGCCAGCCAGUCACGCGCUCAAGGGAGCCCCUACAUCGAUCUUGGGGGGCUGCUGGGUCUAGACCUGGCGCUGACUGAGCCAACAAUGGGCUCCUCUAGAAGGGGUCACCUGACCCAGUCAUCAACCUCGUUAAGCUGACUUCUGUCCUUUGUAGAGGCUUUUGCAUCUUUUUAGUCCU
This is a messenger RNA of Condylura cristata (star-nosed mole), 1977 nucleotides long. RefSeq names its product 1-aminocyclopropane-1-carboxylate synthase homolog (Arabidopsis)(non-functional)-like (gene ACCSL). Gene Ontology annotation, biological process: biosynthetic process; amino acid metabolic process. The coding region runs from base 4 to 1686 and encodes 560 amino acids. Lineage: Eukaryota; Metazoa; Chordata; Mammalia; Eulipotyphla; Talpidae. Gene Ontology annotation, molecular function: transaminase activity; pyridoxal phosphate binding. The transcript has 14 exons. The record is from RefSeq and is a predicted model, not a curated record.